Molecule: messenger RNA, 1248 nt
Organism: Gorilla gorilla gorilla (western lowland gorilla)
Lineage: Eukaryota; Metazoa; Chordata; Mammalia; Primates; Hominidae
Product: forkhead box protein D4-like 1
Exons: 2
Coding region: 1-1248 (415 amino acids)
Biological process (GO): regulation of transcription by RNA polymerase II; anatomical structure morphogenesis; cell differentiation
Molecular function (GO): RNA polymerase II cis-regulatory region sequence-specific DNA binding; DNA-binding transcription factor activity, RNA polymerase II-specific
Source: RefSeq, a predicted model, not a curated record
AUGAACUUGCCAAGAGCUGAGCGCCUUCGCUCCACACCGCAGCGCAGCCUCCGGGACUCCGAUGGGGAAGACGGUAAAAUCGAUGUCCUGGGAGAGGAGGAAGAUGAAGACGAGGAGGAAGACGAGGAGAAGGAGGCGAGCCAGCAGUUCCUAGAGCAGUCGCUCCAGCCGUGGCUGCAAGUGGCCCGGUGGGGCGGGGUUGCGCUUCCCCGAGAGCACAUCGAGGGCGGCGGCGGCCCGAGCGACCCCUCAGAGUUUGGCACCAAGUUCAGGGCACCGCCAAGGUCUGCGGCGGCCUCUGAAGAUGCCCGGCAGCCGGCAAAGCCCCCCUACUCGUACAUCGCGCUCAUCACCAUGGCCAUCCUGCGAAGCCCGCACAAGCGCCUCACGCUCAGCGGCAUCUGCGCCUUCAUUAGUGGCCGCUUCCCCUACUACCGCCGCAAGUUCCCCGCCUGGCAGAACAGCAUCCGCCACAACCUCUCGCUGAACGACUGCUUCGUCAAGAUCCCCCGCGAGCCGGGCCACCCAGGCAAGGGCAACUACUGGAGCCUGGACCCGGCCUCCCAGGACAUGUUCGACAAUGGCAGCUUUCUCCGGCGUAGGAAGCGUUUCAAGCGCCACCAACUAACCCCGGGAGCCCACCUGCCCCACCCCUUCCCUCUACCUGCUGCACACGCCGCCCUGCACAACCCCCACCCAGGCCCUCUGCUUGGGGCCCCUGCCCCGCCGCAGCCAGUCCCGGGGGCCUACCCCAACACCGCCCCCGGGAGACGCCCGUACGCUCUACUGCACCCGCAUCCUCUUCGCUACCUACUGCUCUCGGCCCCCGCCUAUGCCGGGGCACCGAAGAAAGCAGAAGGCGCGGACCUGGCGACCGCCGGCACCCUUCCCGUGCUGCAGCCCUCACUUGGUCCUCAGCCUUGGGAGGAGGGCAAGGGUCUGGCUUCGCCACCGGGAGGCGGAUGCAUCUCUUUCAGCAUUGAGAGUAUUAUGCAAGGGGUCAGGGGAGCGGGUACAGGGGCUGCGCAGAGUUUGUCCCCGACCGCGUGGAGCUACUGCCACCUGCUCCAGCGACCAUCAGGCCUUGUCCGCCGCCGCCGCUGCUCGGACAAUUUUGCAGCAAUAGCAGCAGCAUCAGGAGGAGGACUGCGCCAAUGGCUGCGCUCCCACCGAGGGCGCGGUGCUGGGCGGGCACCUGUCGGCCGCGUCGGCGCUGCUGAGGUAUCAGGCAGUGGCAGAGGGCUCUAG